Centropristis striata (black sea bass) is the source of this 2955-nucleotide messenger RNA. RefSeq names its product transmembrane prolyl 4-hydroxylase-like. The transcript is spliced from 9 exons. Gene Ontology annotation, biological process: peptidyl-proline hydroxylation to 4-hydroxy-L-proline. Lineage: Eukaryota; Metazoa; Chordata; Actinopteri; Perciformes; Serranidae. The coding region runs from base 340 to 1857 and encodes 505 amino acids. Gene Ontology annotation, molecular function: iron ion binding; procollagen-proline 4-dioxygenase activity; L-ascorbic acid binding. Gene Ontology annotation, cellular component: endoplasmic reticulum. The record is from RefSeq and is a predicted model, not a curated record.
UUGUCAGGGGCAGCAGUAACAGCCCGUUUAGCUAGCUAGCUAACAUGGGAUUAAGGCACUUUAGUUAAUGAUGACACAUUUAUUUAUCAACGAAAACGACGGUCGCCGUACCUGCUUUUUCACUUGCAACUGCCCCGUUUCCCCCCCCCGGUUAAAGCAGUAAAGACAACAGCGUCGAUUCUUACCGAAACAGCCUGGAGUUUGCAGUGUAACGUAGCUAGCUAGGUGUGCUAACAGCCAGCUAAUGACAGCAUCCCAAAGCACCAAACAGGGACAAACACUGGCAGUAACGUUACCUUGUAAAUCUCCGGUUUUCCAUCGCGAUCGAUUCGUACGAAAAUGGAACACAUUCAGGAACAAUUAUUGGAGCAGGAAGAAUACGACGAGAGCGACAUGCCACCAUCGUCACUCAAAGCACCCGGUCGCUCUACUCGACUGCAGAUCCAGAGGAGUAAUGUGUGCUCUCGGGCUUACUUCGUGGUGGUCAUGGUUUUCUUCCACGUCUAUAUACUGAAUGUCAUCGGCUUGCUGCUGUACGUGCACUACAACAACGGCCCCGGGGAUCUUGCAGUCAGUGGAGACGGGGCCACCUCAGCAUCAGUCAGGGAGAGCGCAGCCCCCUUGCCCCAUCCUGCCCCCGAUUCAAGAGAGCUACACAUGGAGGACUAUAGUCAAAGUUCCACUCUUCCUCGCAUUGAGGGGAUACGAGUGGGUCAUGUUCAGCAGGUGUCCCUUGUGCCAGAGAGAACACAUGAGAUGAGGACGCUCAGCCUUAAACCUCUGUUAUUUGAGAUCCCUGGCUUCCUGUCAGAGGAGGAGUGCCGUGUGGUGGUGCAGCUGGCUCAGCUCAAGGGUCUGAUGGAGAGCCAGACGACAGUGCCCAGCCAGGGACAAGAGGAGUCAAACCAGCCACUACUUUCUCUCAGCACAGAGGAGGUCUUCAGUCUAUUGGAUCUGAACCAGGAUGGGCUGCUGCAGAAGCAAGAGAUUGUGAGUCACUCACGCUCUCGGGAUGGAACUUGGUUGAACCCAGACAACUUACGGCAGAUACUCACUGGUCUGGAAUCCUGCCCAAGAGGGAUGCUGACCUUGGAGGACUUUAGGAGUGUUUAUGAUGUGUCCCAGCGCCCAGGACAACAGCGAAGCAGGAAGCUUCGGAGUCAGUUCAAACAGAGAAACAAACAUACGUGGCUUCACCAAGGCCAAGGAUCCCACCAUGUGCUGCAGACACUCAGGAACAGAGUAAUCACUCUGACACGUCUGCCUUCCACAUUGGUUGAGCUGAGUGAGCCACUGCAGGUGAUUCGCUUUGAGAACGGAGACUUCAGUAAUGCCCACCGUGAUAGCAGCUCUUUUCAGUCAGAGACUACCUGCGCACACACACGACUGGCGGGAAACACAUCGGCUCUCACAGAGGUCUCUUGCAGGUAUCUCACCGUGUUAUUCUACCUCAGCUCUGUAGAGGACGGUGGGGAGACCACCUUUCCUGUGGCUGAUAACCGCACCUAUGAAGAGCAGGCCCUGGUGCAGGAUGGAGUUGAUUUGACAGACACCCAGGAGACAUGUGGCAGAGGAAACAUGAGAAUAAAACCUACUGCUGGGACAGCUCUCCUCUGGUAUAACCAUCUCUCUGAUGGAAGAGGCUGGAUGGGCGAGCUGGAUGAGUAUUCCCUGCACGGCGACUGUCCAGUCAAGCAUGGGGUGAAGUGGAUAGCCAACAGCUGGGUAAAUGUGGAUCCAGAUCACCAGCAGCAGGUCCGCUACCAGACACUAGUUGCUCAGAGGCAUCGAGUUAAGUCGGGCAUGGAGGAGCAUUACCAACCUGUCUCACACAGUGCCCUCCAUCAGGAUCUAUAGCCAGGCCUUUUCAAAGACCAAACAACCAUAAUUUUAAAACUGAUUUGCAUCUAUAAAGCCAGUAAGGCCUGACAGAUGUUUUCAUAAUUCCAGAUGCUGUAGUUGAAAUGGAAAUUGCACAAAAAAAGCAUCCAAGAUAUCGUCUCCUUUCAGUAAAUCUGUCUUGCUUUAUAUGAUGUCUCUCAAAUAUCCAUAUUUACUUAAUACAUAAGUAGAUUUCACUACAAAAGCAAAAGUUUUGUGAAUUUAUUUAACAUAAAUUUUGAUAUGAAAUUGUGGUGGACAGAAUACAUGGUUUUGUCACAAUUUAUUUAUACAUAAAAAAACUAAAUAUUUCAAACAAAUUUGACUGCCAUUCUCUAUGAAAUUGCUGCCUAAAAUAAAAUGUAAUGUAUUCAGACUAAGAUCUAUAUGGAUGCCGUGAUGUGAGCUGGAAAAGAUGCAGUCUUGUCUAAGAGAUAAACCUGCUUGCCUGCCUUCCAUUUAGGUUUACUAGGCAGCUGCCCCUGUUGCAGGUCAGUAUUAUUGUUAUAGAUUUAAAGACUUUUGUUACAAGCCAUAUCACAAUACUCAUCUGUGAAUGUGUUCCUGAGGGAAAUCUAUGUGUGAUAAUUUAUGUCUGUUCUGUUCUUCAGUUUUCAGAGUUGUUGAGCUUUUAUCAUGAAAUGUUAUUUAAUAUAUUUAAAGGGUUUUCCACGUGUGGUGCAAAUGCAGGUCUGUUCUAGACUGGACAAAGUGAUCGCUUGUCAUAUCGGCUGUGGGAGGCCAGAAUUCAGGUGUAAUUUAAAGGUCUUUGAUAUUCCAACUUUGUCUGUCCUCACAGGUUUAUUUAUUUCUAAGAUUAUUUAUUUGAGUGUUAUUUAUUACCACUAUUUGGUGAUUUAAGUUAAAGGAAUGCAUAUUUAUUUCAGCUUGAUGUUGCACUAUCACUGUAUUUUACUGUAUUUGUUCUAUGUUAUAUAUAAAACAUAUAAAGCAAUGUUUUACUAGUGGCGUUGUGAGUGUGAUCAUUCAUGCAAGCCUGUUAAUAUAAACAAUGUCCACCAGAUGUCGCUCAACGUCAGCUACAGCGCUGCAUAUUCUGUGAGCCAGUGCAGA